Molecule: messenger RNA, 1104 nt
Organism: Lolium rigidum
Lineage: Eukaryota; Viridiplantae; Streptophyta; Magnoliopsida; Poales; Poaceae
Exons: 6
Coding region: 57-1004 (315 amino acids)
Source: RefSeq, a predicted model, not a curated record
GUGCUCACCAGGCGAGGCCAUCCCAAUCUUCUGUGGAAUUCCAGAAGGAUUCAACCAUGGAUGUUGGUGACCUGCACGAAAACGACGAGUCACCCCCUUGGAUGUCCCAAUUGUUCAAGGAAUUGGAUUUGGAGGUCGAUGAGGAGAAUCUUUGUUCCACUGACAAGAUGACUAAAAAUGACGCACAUUCUAUCAAAAAAGAUGAUAAUUCUCAAAAGUUGGGUAUCGGUUCUUCUGAUAAGGAGCGUCCAGAAUGCAAGCAUCCUGCUGUUUAUGCUCUUAUUCCUCUGCGGAAGGACGAAGAGAAACGAGAGGAGUCUAUGACUGACCCAGAUGAUUAUUUAACAGGUUGCCAUACUCACAACACUACUGGUACUUGUUUUGGAAGCUCCACAUGUCCUUGGUCCAACAGAACUCUUCCAGCCCCCCAUUCCCGCCCUUUAAUUGGGGCGCGAUAUCUUCUAUCCGAUGAGGAAGCAAAGGAGUACUAUAGGACGAAAAAGAGACUUACAUACCGACGGAGACCUCAAAGUGGAAUGGAGCCGAUGAUUGAGGAAUGCUUGCUUGCUUUCAGGAAUUAUGUUAAGAAUAAUAGUCUUGAGGACACUGAGCACAGGUUCAGAGAACUUGUCUACCAUUGUGCCACCGUUCAUGUUGAGGACAAGAUAUAUCAGCACUUCAAUUUCAUUAUCGAGACAAAACUUCUGAAUUCUGAUAUUUGGACACCAAAACUUUAUUUUGCUGAGGUAAAGGAGUUGUCUACUGGCAAGUACUAUUUCUGCUGCCCACUGGAGGCAAGUGAUAGUGGUGACUGUUAUCAAUGCGAGAGACAACAAUUGGUGGAUGGCCUACAACAUCCUGACAGUGGUGGUUACAAGCAUGGAUAUUCUACGGAUUAUGACAUUUGUAUAGGUUACUCUUCAUCAGAUUCAUAUUCGGACAAGGACGAGGACAAGUUAUCAUUAUCAGUGUGGGAAGAUCAUUGGCUCAUGUACGUCAACUGAAUCAACUGGACGUCGAUGGGUGUGUGUUGGUAAUCCAUUAGGUAUUCUCUCGAUGAGAGAGAGAAAGAGUGAAGACAUACACAUGGGUGCGCUCCACGGC